This is a messenger RNA of Diutina rugosa, 1968 nucleotides long. It is a transcript of the gene SCH9, whose product is annotated as serine/threonine protein kinase. The coding region runs from base 1 to 1968 and encodes 655 amino acids. Gene Ontology annotation, molecular function: protein serine/threonine kinase activity; ATP binding. The transcript has a single exon. Lineage: Eukaryota; Fungi; Ascomycota; Pichiomycetes; Serinales; Debaryomycetaceae. The record is from RefSeq and is a predicted model, not a curated record. Gene Ontology annotation, biological process: protein phosphorylation.
AUGGGCCCACCGCCGCCCCAGGGGUCCAAGUUCAUGCCCAAGGGGCUUGUCAACGUCGCCCCCGCCACCACCGCCAUUGCCCAGGACCUGUUGGCCUACGGGCUGACCACGGGUCCGGGGACGACCUCCCAGGGGUUCCUCAACACCCUCUCCUCCUCGCAACACCAGGCGCCGCCGUUUGCGCCGCCAUCGCAGGCGACGCUGUUAAAACCUUACGGCAACGACCCCGUCAUCAUCACCACCGACGAAACGGGACAGACCAUCGCCCAGCUGACGGACAAGUCCCAGCCGAAGGGGAAGCUCAAAGUGACGAUCAUCGCCGCCCGCGACAUCAGCGCCAUCCAGCCCUACGUCGUGUGCACUUACGAGAGCUCAGAAUUCGUCACUCACACCACCGGCUCCAUCGGCAAGCUGCCGCUACACCCGAAUAAAGGCAUCCUGAUGAAGGCGGGCGGGUCGCGCCCCCACAUGUACCAGCGCCAGCUGCUGACGCAGCACUUGCCGUCGUUAGGGGAGACGACGAACCCGCUGUGGAACCACGAGGCCAACUUUGACGUCGUCGGCUCCCACUCCGAGCUCGACAUCAGCUUAUACGACGCGGGCAAGGACGACGCCUUCCUCGGCCACGUGCGCAUCAUGCCCCACACCAUCACCAACCGCCGCUCCAACGAGGAGUGGCUCGGGCUCAAGCCGCGGAUCAUGGGCGAGCAGGUGGUGGGGGCGAUCAAAGUGGUGUGGGAGUACACCCGCUUGGACGGCAAACAUAGCUACGGGCCCGACGACUUCGAGAUGUUGCGGUUGUUGGGCAAGGGGACGUUUGGCCAGGUGUUCCAGGUGCGCAAGCACGACACCGGGCGCAUCUACGCGAUGAAGGUGUUGCUGAAGAAGGUGAUUGUCAAGAAGAAAGAGAUCGCCCACACCAUCGGCGAGCGCAACAUCUUGGUGCGCACCAGCGCCGCGGCGCUGCCGUUCAUCGUCGGGCUUAAGUUCUCCUUCCAGACGCCGCUGGACUUGUACCUCGUCACCGACUACAUGAGCGGGGGCGAGUUGUUUUGGCACUUGCAGAAGGAAGGCCGCUUCACCGAGGAGCGCGCCAAGUUCUACAUCGCCGAGUUGGUGCUCGCGUUGGAACACCUCCACGACAACGACAUCGUCUACCGCGACUUGAAGCCGGAAAACAUCCUUUUGGACGCCAACGGCCACAUCGCCUUGUGCGACUUUGGCCUUUCGAAAGCCAACCUCAACAACGACGGCACCACCAACACCUUCUGCGGCACCACCGAGUACUUGGCGCCCGAGGUGCUCUUGGACGAGCUGGGGUACACCAAGAUGGUCGACUUCUGGCUGUUGGGGGUGCUCAUCUUUGAGAUGUGCUGCGGGUGGCUGCCGUUUUACGCCGACAACACCCAGCAAAUGUACAAAAAUAUCGCCUUCGGCAAGAUCCGGUUCCCCAAGGAGGUGUUGAGCGCCGAGGGCCGUUCCUUCGUCAAAGGGUUGUUGAACCGCAACCCCAAGCACCGCCUCGGCGCCACCAACGACGCCCGCGAGUUGCGCGCCCACCCGUUCUUCCAGGACAUCGACUGGAACUUGUUGCGCACCAAGCUGAUCCCGCCGCCAUUUAAGCCCCACUUGACCUCGGAAACCGACACCCUGAACUUCGACCCCGAGUUCACGCUGGAGCUGACGGCGAUCCUCAAAAAGCAGAUGGAAAUGGCGACGACGCCGUUGCUGCCGGGGAUCCAGGCCAACUUCAAAGGUUUUACCUACGUCGACGACCUGGCGUUCGAAGACCACUACGGGCGGCUGCAUCGGCAGAACCAGUUCCGGGGACCGGGGCUGUUUAUCCCCGGCAACCCCAACUUGCCCCCCGACGAGGACGUCAUCGACGACGACCAGAUCGACGAGGAGGACGAGGAAAUGGAGAUUGACGACCAGGACGAGUUCGUCAACGGCCGCUUCGACCUCUGA